AUGACUUCGAUGCACUACAUCGUUCCUACUGAGUCAUGGGCUUCAAACGGUCUCGACUCUUCCUCCGACUCCAUCAAGACUUCGGUAUCCACUGCCACUUUUCCCCAAUCGACCCAAGAAACCCCAUGCAAGCCUUUGUGCAGUUCACAGAAUAUCUCUUCCAACACUGCAACGACUGGCAUGACUAUUGCAAAAGUACAAACUCUGGUAGCUGACGCCACAUCCAUCACCGCUAUUUGUCCAGCUAAAGAGUCGCAGCUUACUCUGCAAUCUCAGUAUCCAUAUAGUCUAGAGCAAUCUACAGAAAUUUCAUUAAGCAAUACUUGCAAUCCCAGAUCCGCUUCUUCCGCCUCAAGUCUUUCUGCUACACUCUCAUCUGGUGCAUGUGAUGAAGAAGCCUUUCCCGCACCUACCGUCUUUGCUGCUCGUUUAUCCUACUCCGCAGUUGCUGCUACAGGUCAUGCUCAUAGAAUCCCUCAUGCCAUGGCAAUUCCCUCUGUCCAUUACGGGGUUCACCAAUUGGCGGUAACUACUCCUUGCGAAUCUUCCCUUUCUCCAUCCAUUUUGCCACAUACCGCUUCCUUUUCACCUCCCAAAACUAUUGGUUUGUCUACAUCACCUACUCACGGUGAAUCUGAUCUUGAUCUACAAAUCCAAUCCUGCAUGUCUAAUCUUGGUCAUACUAACCCGGUCGAGCUUGAAACACAGUCGUAUGCUUCUGAUACUACCCUGCCACAAUCGACUGAGAAUUUAGCUUUGGAAAAUGAUAAAUACUUGAAUGAUGGUGAAUAUACAACCAGUUGUAAAAGCUCGUCCAGCCAUGAGUCUGACUUACAAAACGAGACGGGUUUGCAAUCUAAGCAAGAUGAUCAUUUAAUGGAACAGCAUAUGGAGUCUGCUGAUGGUCAACUCUUGGAUCCGCAACACAUGCACAUGUAUUCCUAUAUUCCACCACCUCCCAUGGGAUUUUCAUAUGGCCAUAUUCAUCCAGACUAUUAUUAUAUAUCCCCUCAAUUCCAGCAACUACCAGGUGAUGCUUCCGCUAAUUCUCCCUCUCCAAGCCAUGCAGAGUUGGAGGUAGCAAAUUCCAUCACCGCGUCUGCCUCUCCUUCUACAGUGGUUAAUGAUCUUGAGCCUUUGGGUUCGCCAUCUGAAAUACAAUCUCCUACAACUUCAGUGAUCACAGCGUCUCAUUCAUACCCCAUGAAUUCUCAGUUUCAAAACUAUUCUCAAUUUCAGCAGUACAAAUCUGUUCCAGUGCAUCCAUAUUACCCUUCUCACCAACACCCCAUAUAUUAUCCAGGCUAUGCGCCACAUGGAAUAUAUGCUAAUCAAGGCGGUAUUCCCAUGUCUGCUCCUUCAUCUUCAUCAUGCACUUAUCCGGCUGCAGGUAAUGGCAGCGGUGGUAGAUACAUGCUUCUCGCUCAGUAUCAGCAACCAUUUUCUUCUACAAACUAUAAUGGCCUUCAGCCCAUUGCAGACCCAGCCAUGACUCACCCUGCCGCAUUGAGCUCGAAUUUUUUCAACCAAACCCAGGUAGCUUUUGAUUCUACAUCAAACACUGCUAAUACUGGAGACACGGUUGAAGGCCAAAAAAAGUUGCACUCGUAUGGAGAAAAUCAGCCUUAUCACUCUCGUCCAUUUCAGCAAGGGAAAAAAGCUAAUUAUUUUGCACCUCGACAAUCAAAGUCUUACCACCAAAAUCAACAGCAGACCUAUCCCCAUCCAAGCAAUCAACGUGCACGAUCAACCUCGAUAAGUUCUAAUGCUAGUACUGCUACAUCUGGUCACUCCAAACGGCAGUAUGGAAAUAGCAGUUCUCGUGGUCAGAAUCAACAACAAUAUCACCACGCAAGCAAUAAUAUGCGAGCUCAAGAGAGAAAAAAUAGUUUUGGUGGUAGUGACAAUGGACACAAUUUUUACAUGACUACUAAUAUUUAUGUUCGCAAGCUGAGUCCGCAUGUUACAGAUGCUGAUUUUGUUGAGCUGUGCAAAGAAUUUGGUAAAAUUGUUUCAUCCAAAGCAAUUAUAGAUCCAAUGACAAAUAUGUGCAAAGGGUUUGGUUUUGUCAUGUAUGAAACGAUUGAAGAGACCCAACAGGCUACUCUUGGUUUGGUGGUAAAGGGAUACGAGGUAGCCCCUGCGAAAAUUGGACCAAGAAACAUGGCUGUUAGUCCAAAUCAAGCAUUACCUGCACUCGAUAUUAAUACCAAGGAACUUUCCGCUGAUCAAGAGACGAGUUUGUACGUAGCAUGUCUUCCACAGGACAUGAAUGAAGAAGGGUUACUUGAGUUAUUUUCAGACUUUAAACCCAUUUCUUCUCGUGUUAUGUUUGAAAAUAAUGUCAGUCGUGGCAUGGGCUUCAUCAAAUUUUCGGAUCGCCAAGCUGCCAAAUCAGCUAUUACAAAGUUUAAUGGAGCAGUCAUUCCUGGAGCAAGUCGAGCACUACGUGUGAGUGUUGCCGAGCCUCCUGGACAGCGUCGACACAAGAAUUCGCACUAUAAACACCACUAUAUGUCGCGCAAUCAGCAUUACAAUUUACAAUCAGCAAACUCGGCAAAGCCAUUAUAUUUUCAUGCACCCCAGCAAGUUCCUUGGACACCCAAUCCAUAUAGUCCUCAAGCUUUUGGACAGACUGGCAUGUAUGCUCCUUAUUAUGGUAUGUACUCUUAUCCCGAGUUGCCAAUCAUGUAUGGCGAUGUCAAUGGGUAUCCGGAUACAGUAAAGACAGGCAUAGAUGUUUCAGAGAAUACGGCCAACACACCCCAAUUGUACUCAACCAACUCAUAUGAUACAGAGUUUCAUUCCGCCAAAUGUUCAACAGGUGAUAGCGAUGAUCAUUCCACGCGUGAUGGGUAUACCUUGACAAAAGAGUUUACGCAUACUGGCACGGAUUCCAGUAGCGAUGUUGUUGUUUUAAUGGAUGGAAAGGUGUAUACUGACAAUGGCCACGAGUACAGCUGUAAUCAAAAUGGAUUUGAAGAUAAUGUGUCGGAUGUCACUGAGCGCGAAUAUGUAUUGGAUUCCAAUGGGUUGAAUGAUGACAUGGUUGAGUGUGUUGGUAAAGCACUUGAAAAGCAGUGUGUAGUUUGAAGAUGAUUUGAGUCUGAUUGAAACAUGCUGUGAGAAUAUGUUUGACUCAGUUAUGAAUGUAUGCAGCAUCAGCAUAAUAUAGCCUGUAUUUCCGUGUGUUGGAUUCAAUAAAAUUGGUUGUGCCC
Batrachochytrium dendrobatidis JAM81 is the source of this 3218-nucleotide messenger RNA. RefSeq lists its product as uncharacterized. The record is from RefSeq and is a predicted model, not a curated record. NCBI's taxonomy places the organism in Eukaryota, Fungi, Chytridiomycota, Chytridiomycetes, Rhizophydiales. Bases 1 to 3093 code for a protein of 1030 amino acids. Gene Ontology annotation, cellular component: nucleus. The transcript is spliced from 7 exons. Gene Ontology annotation, molecular function: mRNA binding.